AUUGAUAAUAAAUAAAUAAUAAACAAAUAAGUAAAAAAGUGCAUUUGAUUAUUGAACAAUUAUUCUUAAUAUUUACUGUGUCAUUUUGUUUUAUUCAAACCAUCAAAUUAAUCAACAUUUAUUGUGUGUUGUAAAUUAUUUAGUUCAGUAGUUAUUGAGAAUAUUUUUAGACAUUUUAUAAAAUGAAAAUCAGCAAUAGGAUAAAGACUGGAUCUCCCACUGAAUCCUUCUGUGAGUGUGUUCCACAAAAAGAUUUACAGUGUUCUUGUGGCGAAGAUCAAGAUGUAAAUUGGGCGUGGGAUAAUAAACAUUUAUCAAGACAAACUGUUUUAAGUAACUGCGAUAAAGAUGUUAGAUUUCAUCCUGGUUACAGUUCUGGUACAGCAGCUGUUCGGGGUAAUGUCAUAUGCUUACCUGGGUACCACUAUUUUUGGGAAAUAAAAAUGUUAACUUCUUUGUAUGGAACUGACGUGAUGGUAGGAGUGGGCACAGAAAAAGCAGAAAUUCGAGUAUGGGCAUACAGAUUUUGCAGUGUUCUCGGCCAAGAUGAACACUCAUGGGGAUAUUCUUAUCGAGGUUGUAGACAACAUAAAGGUCAAUUUCAUUCAUAUGGUCCACGUUUCGGUCAAGGUAGUAUUAUCGGCGUUCAUCUUGAUAUGUGUGCUGGAACGAUUGAAUUUUUCCACAAUCGGCAACCAUUGGGAGUUGCUUUCCAAAAUGUUGGUGCAGUUGGUGCACUUUAUCCAAUGGUAUCAUCAACAGCCGCCAGAUCCGCAAUGCGUAUAAUUAAUGCAGUCUCUUAUCCACCAAACUUACAAUUAGAUUGCCUUCUUACAAUAGGAAAAAGUCGUAAAUUAAUCGAUGAAUUAUACACAAUACCCGGAUUGCGAAAAGCAUUGUCUGAAUUUUGGUGGGUAAUGACUUACUCUGCAGACGAAAUGGAUACUUUUAAGAAUAAAUUAGAAAUCAGAAAACGAAAAGCUGAUCCAAAUUGGAAUGACGAACCCGUUAACAUACAGACAAAUUUAUCAUCACAUAAUAUAGUAACACUUAUGCAAUCCGAUAACGUAAGAAUGGCUCUUGUAUUGGUUCCACCACCGCGUUAAGUAGAAUCGAAUAGCAGUAAAAAUAAUUAUCGUGAAGAUUAAUUGUAUCGGGACUGAAUGGUCAAUUUGAUUUUCCGAGAACUCAUAUAUAACUCCGUGUUUAGUUUUUAUGCCAUCGACCAUGAAUAAAUUCCAUUAACAUUUUCGAUUAUUAAUCAUAUUGUAAAUAUUAAUUUUAAUUUGGCGUUUAAAAUCUUACAGUACAAAGCAAUGGAAAAUAAUUUAUAACAGAACGAGUAAUAACUAAGCAGCAAAGGCAGGCAUGUAUUGCAGGUGAACUUAAAGACGUUUCAUUCUAAAAUUUAGAAAUUUAGUCAUUAUAACGUUACAAAACCAAAACAGAGAUAAACAAAUUUCUUAAUGUUUCCUCGAACUUAGUGAAUAUUUUAGCCAACAAUCUAUGUAUGGAUUGUGAAAAUAUUUUUAAAGCCGCACUGCAUGCCUCAACCUCCUUAAUUUAAAUAACCACAAACGUAAUUGUAGUGCACCAUUUAGAAUGGGGUUUCUAGAACAGAAUAAAUAAACAAUAAAAUCAAAUUA
This is a messenger RNA of Chrysoperla carnea, 1646 nucleotides long. Its product is annotated as SPRY domain-containing SOCS box protein 3. Gene Ontology annotation, cellular component: SCF ubiquitin ligase complex. Gene Ontology annotation, biological process: proteasome-mediated ubiquitin-dependent protein catabolic process. Gene Ontology annotation, molecular function: protein binding. Bases 183 to 1106 code for a protein of 307 amino acids. The transcript has 5 exons. Lineage: Eukaryota; Metazoa; Arthropoda; Insecta; Neuroptera; Chrysopidae. The record is from RefSeq and is a predicted model, not a curated record.